Theobroma umbraticum is the source of this 1584-nucleotide messenger RNA. RefSeq lists its product as uncharacterized. The record is from RefSeq and is a predicted model, not a curated record. Lineage: Eukaryota; Viridiplantae; Streptophyta; Magnoliopsida; Malvales; Malvaceae.
AAGAUAAUGCUCUCAGCGGAGAGGGUUACAAAAUCUCGCGCAUCGAAGAGAAACUUCUAACAUAUGGAUCCCAUUAUCUUAGAGAGAACUACAAAUCUCACAUUGAUUAUUUAUUAAAGUGAUACGGGUUCAUAUCACUUUUAGCUUGGAUAUUUUUUAUGAGAUAAAACCAUGAGUUAGAAUGGAUAAUACCAACCUUAGUCAACGAAUCCAAACGAACAAUAUCUCACAGGUUGGUGUGGAUCGUGACACUUCUCAACAUGACAUCCUUCCCUCGGCUUCCACAUCAAUAUCCUUUCUUGGCUGCUUUGGCAUAUCCUUCCCUUAGCUCCUCUCUGGUAUUUUCCCUGGCUCCCACAUCCACAUCCUCCUUUGGCUCCUUUGUUCACUUUUGCUGUAAUUGAGAUCCAUGACCUCACCAUGACAUCUUCCCUUGGCUCGUCUUUGGGAUCUUCCAUUGACUCCCACAUCAACAUCCUCCCUUAGCUCCUCUGUUCGCUUUUGCUUUGGCUAAGACCAUUGAUCUCACCAUGACAUCCUUCCCUUAGCUUCCAUAUUGACAACCUCUCUUGGCUCUCCUUUGGGAUCUUUCCUUGGCUCUCACAUCGACAUAUCUUUCCCUUGGCUCACACAUCGACAUCCUCCCUUGGCUCCUUUGUUCACUUUUGCACUGGUUGAGAUCCAUGACCUCAUCAUGACAUCCUCUCUUGCCUACUCUGCGAGGUCUUUUCUUGGCUCCCACAUUAACAUAUCCUCCCUUGGCUCCUGGAAUCUUCCCUUGAUCCCACAUCAACAUCCUUCCUUAGCUCCCCUGUUCGCUUUGCUCUCGAAUGGACCAAACGUUCUUGAGGAUGUGGGGGUUGAAUUGGCAAGGAGGAAAGCUGAGAAUAGACGCAUGGCGAGGUGGCUAAGGGCAAAGAAACUCAGAGUUAAAUGGAAGAAGAAAGAACUGCGGCAGAUUAGAAGAGUGAACCACCUACUUAUUGCGGCGAAUAAACGCAUGCAAGAAUUGGUCGACGAUUUUCUGCUUACCGCUGAAGCAGAUAACAAUCCUGUUCGCCUGAUGAAUGAAGCUAUCCAAGGAAUGAAUGAUCUCAACCUCCAUGGAAACUAUAAUAUCCCUACUGUGAACCAAGUGCAACCUUGCUGUAACAGUGGCAGGGCUGCUGAUGGCGACAACAACAGUUAUAAUCGUGGUGGAGGAGGCGGAAACAGCAGAGGUUAUGGCGGUGGCCACGAUGGUGGACUCCAUGAGUAGGGUGAUGUUGGAGCCCGUUUAACUGUGACCGCCUCUCUAGUGCCAGUAAGUAAUGUUGCAGGUCUUAAGGUCAGAGUUUGAAUAAUUUGUUGUGUUUGAGUCCAACGGUAGCUUCUGGCUAGUGUUACUGUUUUCCGUUUUUGGUGAAUCAGCCUGUUUGUGUUCUUGGACUAUGAUGUUUUACUGGUACAGUUUAACCAGUUGCAAUCAUCAGUCAAAAGUGUUAUCAAUUUUGCGAAAUCCUCCAUAAAUAACUUGUUAAUCAGUCUCCUGAAAGCACUCCUUUAUAUUUUUUUGGUGGAUGAUGCUAUAUACUAUAAUGAAAC